Sinocyclocheilus grahami is the source of this 1464-nucleotide messenger RNA. RefSeq names its product ribonucleoside-diphosphate reductase large subunit-like. The transcript has 14 exons. Gene Ontology annotation, cellular component: ribonucleoside-diphosphate reductase complex. Lineage: Eukaryota; Metazoa; Chordata; Actinopteri; Cypriniformes; Cyprinidae. Gene Ontology annotation, molecular function: ribonucleoside-diphosphate reductase activity, thioredoxin disulfide as acceptor; ATP binding. The coding region runs from base 112 to 1464 and encodes 450 amino acids. The record is from RefSeq and is a predicted model, not a curated record. Gene Ontology annotation, biological process: deoxyribonucleotide biosynthetic process.
GAGAUUGUCUUCCGUAUCUGACGAAGGUCGUUCUGGCGGGUUCGAGGAGCGCGCGCAGUCUGCAACAACAACAGUCGGCAGAAGAAGCAGCUGAGGGCAGAGACAUCAAUCAUGCACGUGAUCAAGAGAGAUGGUCGCCAGGAGCGUAUUAUGUUCGACAAAAUCACAUCACGCAUCCAGAAACUUUGCUAUGGACUCAAUGCUGAGUUUGUUGAUCCUACUCAGAUCACCAUGAAGGUGAUUCAGGGCCUUUACAGCGGCGUUACCACAGUAGAGCUGGACACCCUGGCUGCUGAGAUCACUGCCACCCUCACCACCAAACACCCUGACUAUGCCAUCCUGGCGGCCCGCAUCGCUGUGUCCAACCUGCACAAAGAAACCAAGAAGGUCUUCAGUGAGGUUAUGGAGGACCUCUACAACUAUGUGAAUCCCCUGAACGGCCGCCACUCGCCUAUGGUUUCAAAGGAAACUCUCGACAUUUUUUUGGCCAACAAAGAUCGGCUCAACUCAGCCAUCAUUUUUGACAGAGAUUUCUCUUACAAUUUCUUUGGCUUCAAGACAUUGGAGCGCUCAUAUCUGCUAAAGAUCAAUGGGAAGGUCGCUGAGCGGCCACAACACAUGCUGAUGAGAGUGUCCGUGGGAAUCCAUAAGGAGGACAUUGCGGCAGCUAUAGAAACCUACAAUCUGCUCUCUGAGAAGUGGUUCACUCACGCUUCUCCUACACUCUUCAAUGCCGGCACCAACCGGCCACAGCUCUCCAGUUGCUUCCUGCUUGCUAUGAAAGAUGACAGUAUUGAGGGGAUCUAUGACACCCUGAAGCAGUGUGCCCUCAUUUCUAAGUCUGCCGGAGGUAUCGGGGUGGCAGUGAGCUGCAUUAGAGCUACUGGAAGCUACAUUGCAGGGACUAAUGGCAACUCAAAUGGCCUGGUUCCUAUGCUCCGUGUCUACAACAACACAGCACGCUAUGUGGACCAAGGAGGAAAUAAGAGACCAGGAGCUUUUGCUAUGUACCUGGAGCCCUGGCAUUUUGACAUUUUUGACUUCCUAGAGCUUAAAAAGAAUACUGGUAAAGAGGAACAGAGAGCUAGAGAUCUGUUUUAUGCCCUCUGGAUCCCUGAUCUCUUCAUGAAGCGAGUGGAGACCAAUGCGAACUCCAACAAGCGUCACAGGCCCAUCGGUAUCGGCGUUCAGGGUCUGGCUGAUGCCUUCAUCCUCAUGCGCUUCCCGUUUGAGAGUGCAGAGGCUCAACACCUCAACACACAGAUCUUUGAGACCAUCUACUACGCUGCCCUGGAGUCCAGCUGUGAGCUGGCUGCAGAAUUUGGGCCGUAUGAAACGUACGCUGGGUCUCCUGUGAGCAAGGGCAUCCUGCAGUAUGAUAUGUGGGAUAAGACGCCUACAGACCUGUGGGACUGGGCGGCACUCAAGGAGAAGAUUGCCAACGCUGAACCAGAGCGCGGAUGA